Neoarius graeffei (lesser salmon catfish) is the source of this 10778-nucleotide messenger RNA. It is a transcript of the gene chd9, whose product is annotated as chromodomain helicase DNA binding protein 9. The record is from RefSeq and is a predicted model, not a curated record. Gene Ontology annotation, molecular function: ATP-dependent chromatin remodeler activity; protein binding; ATP binding. The transcript has 38 exons. Bases 584 to 7840 code for a protein of 2418 amino acids. NCBI's taxonomy places the organism in Eukaryota, Metazoa, Chordata, Actinopteri, Siluriformes, Ariidae.
AUGCAGUUUGAUGCGUCGCCUUUUUUCGCUUUGCUCCGUUUUCCGCGCGCGCCGCAGAGCACCGGAACGACAGAAAAGGAGGAAGAGGAGAGGAAAGAAGAAAAGAAGGACGUGCGUUUAAAAGAGAAAAAAGAAAGAAAGAAUAAUAGUAGUAGUAAUAAUAAUAAUAAUACUCCGGUGCUUUGUGUGGAGGUGGGGUUGGGGGGUUUGGGUUCUUAUCCGAGAUGUGAAGAAGGAGAAGAAGAAAAGUGAAGGAGAGAAGGAGCCGCACGCGGCAGAAUGCACGAGCGGUGGAGGAGGAGUGCAGUGGUGCUGCUGUUAUUCCUGUCGUUUUUUCCGCGGUUGUGAAGAAGAAGUGUGAACGCACGAAGGCCGGUGGAGAGAGAGAGAGACCUACUGGGGGAGGGAAAGAAAGAGAGAGAGAGAGGGGGAGUGAGCGCGUGCGUGUAGCGGAGAGACAAAAAACCCGGCGGAAGGACAAGACUUUUUUUUUUUUUUUUUGGUGUGUGUGUGUGCGCGCGCGCGUGUGCGUGAGGCGGUUGGAAGACAGAGGAAGGGGAAAAAUACCGGGAAAGACAACAAGAUGUCGGCUGUGAAGAGACCGAGAGGACGGCCUCCGAAAAACACUAAUGGUUCAAGCAACCAGGCCCGGCUGCUCAGCCCGCCGAUGAAGAGCAGCUCCUCCUCUUCUUCCUCCUCCUCUUCAUCCUCCUCUUCGUCUUCCUCGUCUUCGUCCUCACACUCGUCGUCCUCGGAGAAGCGCGUCUCCAAGCGGCCACAGCAGAUGGAGGCAUCGUCACUGGAAGACAAACAGCAGAAGGCCAACCGCAUCAUCUCGGAGGCCAUCGCCAGGGCGCGCGAGCGGGGCGAGAAGAACAUCCCACGCGUCAUGAGCCCCGAGAGUUUCCCCAGCUCCUCCGAGCUGCACAAGCACAAAGCGGGAUCCUCGAAAUCCAGAGUGAAGAAGGGCUGCAAGAGCGCCCGCAUCAUCAAGUCUCCCAGAGAAAAGCAGAAGAGUCUGAUUAAGAAAAUAGUGAUAAAGAUCGGGAAGAAGAAGAAACGCAAGACGGAAUCUUCAGACGAACUCUCUGAUGACGAACCACCGCCUCGACGACCCUCUAAAGAUGACGACUCGAAGCGUCGGUCAAACAGACAGAUAAAGAGGAAGAGGUAUGCUGAGGAACAGGAGGCUCGGCUGUCUGACGAGGAAAUGAAGGUCAUCACCAAAGCUAAGAAGAUCAAUGCGAACGCUCCUAAAGAGCCUGCAGUACAACUGUUUGUGGAGAACCCCAGUGAGGAGGAUGGAGCUGUGGUGGAUAAAAUCAUGGCCUCUCGCAUAGAUAAGAAGGAGGUGUCUCCGGGGGUUGUAGUUGAAGUGGAGGAGUUUUUUGUAAAAUACAAAAACUACUCUUAUCUGCAUUGUGAGUGGGCUACAGAGCAGCAGUUGGAGAAGGACAAGAGGAUCCAGCAGAAAAUCAAGCGCUUCAAGAUUAAACAGGCCCAGAGAGCGCACUUCUUUGCCGAUAUGGAGGAGGAUCCAUUUAAUCCUGAUUACGUAGAAGUGGACAGAGUCCUUGAGGUCUCGUACUGCGAGGACAAGGACACUGGAGAGCCAGUGGUGUAUUACCUGGUGAAGUGGUGUUCACUGCCGUAUGAAGACAGCACAUGGGAGCUAAAGGAAGACGUGGAUCAGAGUAAGAUUGUGGAGUUUGAGCAGCUGCAGGCAGCAAGACCAGACUCCAGAAGAAUGGAGCGCCCCCCAGCGAGUCACUGGAAGAAGCUGGAGCAGUCGAGGGAGUACCGGAACGGGAACAGUCUCAGGGAAUACCAGCUGGAGGGCGUCAACUGGCUGCUCUUCAACUGGUACAACAGACGUAACUGUAUCUUGGCUGACGAGAUGGGUUUGGGGAAAACCAUCCAGUCGAUCACGUUCCUGGACGAGAUCCACUCGACAGGGAUCAAAGGGCCGUUCCUGAUCAUCGCACCUCUCUCCACGAUCGCUAACUGGGAGCGCGAGUUCCGCACAUGGACCCACCUCAACGUCAUCGUCUAUCACGGCAGUGCACUCAGCCGCCAGAUGUUGCAGCAAUACGAGAUGUACUUCCGAGAUGCUCAGGGUCGUGUGGUGAGGGGCACAUACCGGUUUCAGGCGGUUAUCACCACGUUCGAGAUGAUUUUAGGAGGCUGUCCGGAGCUCAACGCCAUCGACUGGCGCUGCGUGAUCAUCGACGAAGCUCAUCGCCUGAAAAACAAGAACUGCAAGUUGCUGGAGGGCUUCAAACUUAUGCGCCUGGAGCAUAAAGUGUUGUUGACUGGCACACCGCUGCAGAACACAGUGGAGGAGCUGUUCAGUCUGCUGCAUUUCUUAGAGCCCACACGGUUCCCCUCUGAGAGUACCUUCAUGCAGGAGUUUGGAGACCUCAAGACUGAGGAACAGGUCCAGAAGCUGCAGGCCAUACUGAAGCCUAUGAUGCUUCGCCGCUUGAAGGAGGACGUUGAGAAGAAGCUGGCUCCAAAGGAAGAGACCAUUAUUGAGGUGGAGCUCACCAACAUCCAGAAGAAAUACUACCGUGCCAUUUUAGAGAAGAAUUUCUCCUUCCUGGCCAAAGGAGCCGGCCAAGCCAACGUCCCCAAUCUGGUCAACACCAUGAUGGAGCUGAGGAAAUGCUGCAACCACCCCUACCUCAUCAAAGGCGCGGAGGAGAAGAUCCUGGAGGAUUUUCGCGAGGUAUGCAGCCCCUCGGCCCUGGACUUCCACCUGCAGGCCAUGGUGCAGUCCGCCGGCAAACUCGUCCUCAUCGACAAGCUGCUUCCUAAAAUGAAGGCCGGCGGCCACAAAGUGCUCAUCUUCUCUCAGAUGGUGCGCUGCCUCGACAUCCUCGAAGACUACCUCAUUCAGAGACGAUACCUCUAUGAGCGGAUAGACGGGCGUGUGCGCGGAAACCUUCGCCAGGCUGCAAUAGACCGUUUCAGUAAGCCUGACUCGGACCGCUUCGUCUUCCUGUUAUGCACGAGAGCAGGAGGCCUGGGCAUUAACCUCACUGCUGCUGAUACCUGCAUCAUCUUUGACUCCGACUGGAACCCUCAAAAUGACCUGCAGGCCCAGGCUCGGUGCCAUAGAAUCGGCCAGAACAAGGCGGUGAAGGUGUACCGGCUCAUUACACGCAACUCCUACGAGCGGGAGAUGUUUGACAGGGCCAGUCUCAAACUGGGAUUGGACAAAGCUGUGCUGCAGAGUAUGAGUGGGCGGGACAACUCCCUUGGCGGAGGAGGGACGAUCCAACAGCAGCUUUCGAAGAAGGAGAUCGAGGACCUGUUGAGGCGCGGCGCAUACGGUGCGCUCAUGGACGAGGAAGACGAGGGUGCCAAGUUCUGUGAGGAAGAUAUCGAUCAGAUCCUCCAACGCAGAACCAAAACCAUCACCAUUGAGUCAGAGGGACGGGGUUCCACUUUUGCCAAGGCCAGUUUUGUAGCAUCUGGGAAUCGUACAGACAUUUCUCUGGACGAUCCCAAUUUCUGGGAUAAAUGGGCAAAGAAGGCAGAGAUCGAUCUGGACACAAUCAAUGGCAGAAACAGCCUCGUGAUCGACACGCCGAGGGUAAGGAAACAGACUCGGCCGUUCAGUGCCACGAAAGACGAACUGGCUGAACUGUCAGAAGGUGAGAGCAGCGGAGACGAUAAGCCAAAACUGCGGCGGCCACAUGACCGCCUCAACAGCUACGGGCGCACCGAGUGCUUCAGGGUCGAGAAGAACCUGUUAGUGUAUGGGUGGGGCCGCUGGAGGGACAUCCUGCAGCACGGCCGCUUUAAGAAGCAGCUGAGCGAGAGAGACGUGGAGUGGAUCUGUAGAGCGCUGCUCGCCUACUGCUUAGUGCACUACAGAGGAGAUGACAAGAUCAAGAGCUUCAUGUGGGAUCUGAUCGCUCCGACCGAGGACGGCAGAACCAAAGAACUCCAGAACCACUUGGGACUCUCCACGCCGGUUCCUCGAGGCAGGAAGGGAAAGAAGAUGAAGACCCAGUCCAGCGGCUUUGACAUUCAGAAAGCCGAGUGGCUCAGGAAGCACAACCCGGAGCACAUGCUGUCUGAUGACGGAUACAAGAAGCAUCUUAAGCAUCACUGCAACAAGGUGUUGUUGAGAGUCAGAAUGCUGUACUACCUGAAACAGGAGCUCAUUGGUUCUCAGUGUCAGAAAGUGCUGGAUGGCGUUGAAGCAGGUGAAAUACAGAUCUGGGUUCCUGAGCCAGAUCAUUCAGAGCUGCCUGUUAUGUGGUGGGACAUGCUGGCAGACAAGUGUCUGCUGAUAGGAGUCUACAAGCAUGGUUAUGAGAAGUACAACACUAUUCGUGCAGAUCCUGCUCUGUGCUUCCUAGAGCGAGUUGGCCGGCCAGACGAUAAGGCCAUUGCUGCCGAACAGAGAGCAAACGACUUUAUGGAUGGGGAUGGUGACGAUCCAGAAUACAAGCCUGCACCCACUCUGCUUAAAGAUGAUAUGGAGGAUGAUGCUUCCUCUCCUGGUGAUCUGGUCAUAACGGAUACAGGAGGAGAGGGCGGCUCUGUGCUCGACGGUGGAGGCAGUUCUCUGGGAGUCGUCACGGGAGCGUACUGGCCGUCUUCGUCCGCCUUAACGGCUCGGCUACGGCGCCUGAUCACUGCAUCACAGCGCUUCACCAAGAGCAGACAGAUCAUGCAGAUCCACCAGACACAGCAGACCAUGGCCCCUGACCUUUGCCCUCUGCCCACCAUGCUUCCUGAUGCGAUCAACCCCAAAAUGGCUGCCAAGAUUGAACGGCAACAAAGGUGGACCAGGAGAGAAGAGGCAGAUUUCUACCGUGUGGUGUCUACGUUCGGCGUCGUCUUUGAUCCCGAACUGGGCCGCUUCGACUGGACCAAAUUCAGAGCCAUGGCUCGCCUGCACAAGAAGACAGACGAGAGUCUCCACAAAUACCUCUGUGCUUUCACUGCCAUGUGCAGGCGGGUGUGUCGCCUACCACCAAGGGAGGGCGACGUUGUGGAUCCGUCUCUGUCCAUCCAGCCGAUCACAGAAGAGCGUGCCUCACGUACACUGUACCGAGUGGAGCUGCUCCGGCAGGUUCGGGAACAGGUUCUGCGCCACCCUCAGCUCUUUGAGCGCCUGCGACUGUGCCAGCCUGGCUCAGAUCUGCCUGUGUGGUGGGAGCCAGGCACUCAUGACCGCGACUUGCUAAUUGGUGCAGCCAAGCACGGAGUGAGCCGGACAGACUACCACAUUCUCCGAGACCCUGAGCUCAGCUUCAUGACAGCCCAGAGGAACUACAGCCAAAACAAGGGUGCGCCGGCACAAAGCCAAGCCCAAAAUCAGGUGCUCCUGCUUGGACAGACGCGCACGCCAACUCCGUUAGUACCGAGCCAGACUCCUGGCGCGCCGCCUUCACCACUCACUAACUCCACCCCUCGGGAGGUGACCCCCAAGGAGGAGCUGCUUUUAGAAGGAGAGGAGGAGGCAGGGACACAGAGCUGGCCUUCUGUCAGGCCUCCGACGCCUGCAGUAGAGGGGUUGAAAGAAGAGAAGGAAACAGGGAACGAGAGACAGAUGGAGGCCGCCCGAACGAAGCCGCUCGCGCCCAACCCCGAGAGCCGAAAGCAGAAAAAACUAAGCAAAAGAAGUCGGAAAGAAGCAAGGAGGAGGUCCGGGUCAGACACCGAUUCAGACGCAUCUUCCUCUAGCUCCUCAUCCAGCUCGUCAUCAAGAUCCUCAUCAUCAUCUUCGUCUUCAUCACGGUCAGGGUCCAGUUCCUCGUCUUCGUCGUCUUCCUGCUCUUCUGGCUCCUCGUCUUCGUCAUCGUCGUCGUCAUCUUCUGAAGAGAGUGAUGGUGAAGAGGUUCCAAAGAACGCUGCAGUGGUGCCUGGUGUUAAAGGUUUUGACGAGGACAGUAUAGCAUCUCAUAGCACUACUCACGACGACAUGCAGGACAGUCACGUGACCAACGGCAUCACAAACAUCUCCCACCCGUUCCACGGUGGAGGCUACAUGCUCGCUGCUUCCUAUUGGCCGAAGGACCGUGUUAUGAUAAACCGACUGGACAGUAUUUGCCAGGCGGUAUUGAAGGGCAAGUGGCCCGGGUCUCGGCGUGCGUACGAGGGAAGUGCUGCAGUGUCCUCGUUUUACACCACUAAGCUCAUGGACAGCGCAGCCACCUUGGCAGAUGACCCCGCAGCCUCUCCUCAGGGUUCAAAGGUGAAGAAGCAUGAUGCAGACAGAGAAAAGGAGUUCUCAGUCAAAAUAAAUGACCAGGAAGGCAGUCUGAAACUGACCUUCCAGAAGCAGGGUUUGCCAUUGAAGCGUCCUCUAGACGCCGAGGAGGGACCUCUGGCCCAGCAGCAGUAUCUGGCGAGGCUACAGGAACUGCAGAGUGCGUCCGAUAGCAGCCUGACUGACUACACCAAAACGCAGAACAGUUAUCCACACGGCCUGAGUGGACAGAUGCGAGUGAAUGGAAUGGUUGAUGGUCAGCCAGUGAUGAAGAAGAAGAGAGGAAGAAGGAAGAACGUAGAAGGGAUGGAUCAUCUCUUCAUGAACAAGAACAGACCUACUGUGAUGCCUGAUCAGGUUCCUCCAGGUUGGAGCGGGGCCGCGACCCCAGCCUCGACCCCUGGUGCUUCUCAGGUCGCUGGGCCUGUGGACACCGAGAGCAGAGUCCCCGUCAUAAACCUAAAAGACGGAACACGGCUUGCUGGGGAUGACGCUCCCAGAAGGAAGGAUCUAGAUCAGUGGCUGAAGGAACACCCAGGCUUCGUGGCAGACGUCGGAGCCUUCAUCCCGGGGGUGAACAAGGUCCAGUUUCAGGACGGACGACCGAAGCAGAAGAGGCAUCGCUGUAGAAAUCCUAACAAGAUUGACGUAAACAGCCUCACAGGAGAGGAAAGGGUCCAAAUCAUCAACAGGAGAAAUGCUCGCAAGAUUGGUGGUGCGUUUGCUCCUCCUCUGAAGGAUUUGUGCCGAUUCCUCCAGGAAAAUCCAGAGUAUGGAAUUCCGCCAGAAUGGGCAGAUGUUGUCAAACAGUCGGGCUACCUCCCGGAGAGCAUGUUUGACCGCAUCCUCACGGGUCCUAUUGUACCGGAGGAGGUGAGCAGACGAGGCCGUCGGCCCAAAAAUGCUCUGGCCAAAGCGGUUAAUACGGCGAACGCCAGCGCAGCUCUCGGCGUCAACCCUCUUCUAAACAACGGGCUCAUCUCCGGUCUGGACCUGAACAGCCUGCAGGCCCUGCAGAGCCUUCAGAGCUUCCAGCUCACCGCAGGACUCAUGGGCCUCCAGACUGACCCUGCCAACAUGGCCGCCAUGCUUCCCAUGAUGCUCUCCGGCAUGGCCGGCCUGCCUAACUUACUCGGAAUGAGCGGUCUGCUGGGAAAACAGGAAGCCGCCUCUGGCGAGGAUUCAGGGAAGAAAAGCGGCGGGGAAACGACGGCUCAGACAUCGGAGGUCCAGACAGAGAGGACAGAAAGUCCAAGCUCAACAAGUGCUUCAGCCUCAGGCCAAGCGUUAGCCCUCAACCCCUUACUGCUCUCCAGCAUGCUUUACCCAGGGAUGCUUCUCAACCCAGGCCUUAAUUUACCCGUGGCCAAUCAGCCACAAUCUACCAGUCCUCAGCCCGCCCCUCCAGCUCAGCCCGCCCCCUCUGACGCUGCACAAAAAUGCUCAGGCCAACCGGAGAAGGACGCAGCGGAUGAAGGGGAGGAGCCUGAUGAACAGAAGGACCUCAGCGGUCCAGAGGGCUCGGGGAAGGCUGAGUCCUCUUCCUCAGACGCAGAAAGCUCAUCAUCUUCGUCAUCAGAGGAUUCUGAUUCCACUGAUGAAGACUGAGCCUUUAUAUAUAUAUAUAUAUUAUAAAAAUAAAUAUAAAUACAUAUUAUAUAUUUAUAUUACAUCUCUUAGAAAUGUACACAUGCAAACACGUAUAUAAGAGCACUUACAUAAUGAUUUAGGGUUUUUUCCUGUUUUUUUUUUUCCUCCUUUGUGUAAAUAUGAGUAUGAAAGUGUUGUGUAAAAAAGAUGGGGGGAGGGGGGGAGAAAUGACGAGACUCCACAGAUGCUGAAAUGAGAUUUCAGUGUUUGUUUAGGUACACCAUUGUUUUGAAAAGACAUUUUGCAUGUCCAGGAACUUUAUUCGAUUUUUUUUUCCCUUUCUUUCUUUUUCUUUCUUUUUUUUGUGAAAUUGUAUUGCACAGUGAUGUACAAUUGCAGAAGACAAGAAAUCAAAAAAAAAAUUGGCAUUACUGUAUUAAUUAUAUUGGGAUUUAAUUUUAUUAAAAAAAAGAAAAGAAAUCAAGGACGUUAUCGCUCAUGCCGAGCUGUAUAAUUAAUAUAUUUUGUGUGGAAGAAACAGAACUUGACUAUUUUGGUUUUCUUUGGUAAAUAAUUUUUGCAGGAUCAUACGACAUCUGAAUUUCAGACAGUCCAGUACUUCAGCAAUAACACAGGCAGCUAACGAAUGUCACUGAAGCUGUAGAUACCGCCGUCACCGAACUCCACUCUCCAUCCUUCCUCCGUUCUUCUUGCCGCUUUCUGCAUUUUUCCUUGAAUUUUUAUUUUUAAAAAAUUUAUUUUUUACACAUUUCAACCUUUCACCAGUAGUGUUUGUCUUGUAAUAUAUUAGAAAUGCUGUUUGUUUUGUGUAUCUCAGUACUCACUGCAAACCCUUUUUGGUAACUUGACAUGUUUUGGGGGAAAAAAAAACUUUCGCUUUCCAUAAAAUACAACCAAAUACAUACUUAUUUGCAAGUUAAGUCUGAAAUGGACCAUGAUGAUAUCAGUAUCGGUGUAAUGCUAAUUAUUAAUACAUGGCAGGUGUAGGUGUAAGGAUUGUCUGAGGCUACGUUCCUGAAGAAAAUGAAGUCUGGUCGUGUGUGCGAGUGUGUUUUCAUACCAUAUGUCAUUCCGUAAUAAACUGGAAUAACGCUGGUGAAAUCAAGUGUUUCUGGAAGGGCUUUGGGUUUAAAAAAAAAAAAUAAUGGAAAAACAACCAAGUAUAUGCUGCCUCGUGUAGUGCUACAGGGCUCAAACCUACAAUGCUGUGUGCGUGUGUACGCGUACAUCCAUUAAUCGUCUUGGUAAUUGUGGCAUGUGCUGCUUGCUUGUGCUGUCCUUUAUAACGGCUCCAUAAAAUCUCCAUUCUUGUCCUUCGGUCUGAACUUCCAGAGCUUUUAAAGUAUUGGUAUAAUUGUUUAAAAAAGAAAAAAGAAAAAAAAAAGCGAGUUAAGGUAUUUAAAGCAGUCUUUAAAGCUAAUAAUAAUGAUGUUGGUGUGUGUGUGUGUGUGUGUGUAAACAUCUCGUCAUCCAUGCAUGGAAAACUCUAAUCUAGAGUUGUGUGUGUUUUUGAGAAUUUAAAGUAAGGUGGUGUUAAAUAUGCUGAACUGCAGUUCAUGUCAGAAAUGAGAAUCAGGUCAGGUGUGUGUGUGUGUGUUUGUUUUUAAAGGAUCAUCUCCACUUUCUGUUGUUAUUCAGCGCUAAUCCGAGACAUGAUUCCCAGUCAUGGUCGGUGCACGAACGUCAGAUUUGUCUCAUUAAUUAACAAAUCGUGCGCUACUUAAAAGUGCAGUGCGAAUUUCCUCCAGGACUGAGUGAGGAAACGGCUUCAGGUCGUCACAUUCGUAGCAUCAAACUCCACGAAGGAGUUACCAGUGCCAGUUUUAUUCGUUGCGAAUAAUUACUUAUGUACGAUGGUAUAUUAAUGAGCAGUAUAAUAAACUUGAGGGUUGUACUACAUUUUCACUUGACUCCUGAAGAGACCUCAGUUUUUAAGUUACGACGUUUGAACUGAACAGUUUAAUAAACCCAGGCAUCACUGUUUUAUCCUUUUUCCGGACUUUCGAGUCUCAUCAGUGUAUCCGCAAGUGCUGACUGACUUUUUAACUGCCCUUUUUUAGAAGUGCUCUUACACUGUACCUCUGAAUCUGCUCCUCAGACAAGAGGGUAGAAAAGCAUUCACAUUUCCAUACUUCUUAAAAUAGCAAUUUCAGGCUUUUUUUUUUUCCCCUCAUCCCCUUUCAAUAAAUAUUAGCUGUAUUGAAUCUUUAAAUUAUUUGUACAUCCAGACUUUACAUAAUCAUCUGUCUCUGGUUAUGUCAGGUUGUAAUUACAUAAUAAUAAUAAUAAAAUUUCAAUGCGUUCCUUUAUUUCACUUUUGUUUUCAACAUCGUCCUUAAAAAAAAAAAAUCCCACUUUGAAAAAUUAAAAGUUGUGAAUAUAUCCAAGACCAAGAGCUGGCUAUUAUUUUAAAAAAUUUGUAUAUCUUUUUGUUUUUCUUUUCUUUGUGUCUCUUGUCAAUCCAUCUGAUAUUACCAUCCAGUGUGUAUGGUGUUACUUUCCACCCCAGUCCUGCACCACUGACCCUCACCGUAUCACUUCCUUCCCAAUGUGCAACAUGCAAGCAGAAUAAAAAGCAUAUACACUACUGUAAAGGUUUUUUUUGUUUGUUUUUUUGUUUGUUUUUUUCCCCAACUAUGAGGCAUAGAUGUUGAAAUGACGAAUAGAAAAUGGCCUUUCUGUGUUUUUAUUUCUUAGUAGUUUUAUGCUCUUGAUAGGCGAUUACUACAAAUCAUUCUUGUUUUGUUGGAUUUUGUUCUUUGGACAGUUGCAAUAUUUGCAAAAGUUGUGCUCUUGUGUUAGAUGCAAAAACACUUCAUGUAGUGGAGAUUACAUGUCUUAAGAAGUGAUUUCUAAUUUAUUGAAUUACUUUCUAUGAAGUCUCUAUAGAGAAAAAAUUGAGGUUUAAUUAUUUUUAUUAAACGUAUUCUAACUA